CGCCCGUGCGGUUGGGUGUUUGCGUGAGGCCGUGAGGGGUUGAGGAGGUCUGGGUGUACUAUGUUGGAUUGGUGGGCCUGAACUGGUGGGCUGGAUGGGCGCUUGUGUGCCCGGGCGUCUAUUUGUACCUGAAGUCUGACCUGACCUUGCUGCCGGAGAACACCCUGACUGCGAUGGCGGCGGCGGCGGCGGAAGCUCCGAGCGCAUCGGCCUCUUCCGCGGAGAACAGGCUCCUGCAGUCCCUCGCAGACCGCGGAUGGCGCUUCCAUGACCCCACCGACGAGGCCAUCCAGGCCCUGCUCCUCGCUUCCCCCACUCCCUCGUCGGAGGCCGUGGAGUCCGAGCUCGUCGACAUGGACUUGAGGUUGUUCGGCGUCAAGUACCUUCCCGACCGGGCCACCGCCGCCGCCACGUCGAAGCGGCUUUCAUACCUCCACGGUCCCGUCGUCUUGCAGGUAGUCUCUGUAAGGGAUAUAUAUCGCAGCAUCAUUGAUGCCUCCUUUAAGAACCCACAGCAGCGUCGUCUUCUGCGCUUUGGUCUGACUGAUGGGAUAUGUGAAGCAGUAGCCAUAGAGUUUUCUCCUAUCCCAUUCAUCACUGAAGAGAUAGCUCCAGGUGCCAAGAUUCGCCUUGAGAAUAAGAUUCCAAUCAAUAAUGGCAUAUUGUGCUUAAGCGCGAAAAAUGUGAGUGUCAUUGGGGGGACUGUCCAAUCAUUGUAUGAAGAAUGGCAGAUGAACCAGAAGUACUCUGGCUUAUCUCGUCCAUCCUUGAGGUUGUCUCAAAGUGAUGAUGGAGUUGGGCCUCCACCAUUUGAGAAGUUAGACAUUGAGGCACGUCCCUGCAGGGCAACCAAAGUUCAAGCAUAUCCUGCUAGGAAGUUGGCAGAUACUCAUGACCAUGCCCCAGUUAAUUCUGGUGGCAAACCAAUGAAUGAGGAUUCGAACGAUGUGAACAAAGACACUAUUGAAAGCAAGGCUGAAUCUAAGGAAAUUACUCAAGAUAGCAGACAAAAAGAAGUCAGUGAAGCUGUUCCUGUCCAAAACCAAGCUGCUGCUCAGAAGCUACUGCAGAAAAUGUCACAGGCUAUGCCUGAAGACAGGCGUGGUCGGGGUCAUAGAUUCAAGGGCAAAGGUAAGGAAGAAGAUGCUCAGGUUUUUACCCUUGAUGAAUGGGAGAAGAGGAAAGCCAUUGGUUUGAAGCCCGCAGCAGAAAGCUAUGUGCAUGACACUAGCCGAGAUGAGGAGUUGGCAAGGCAACUGCAGGAACAACUAGAUCUAGAAGAUAUGCAUGGUGGGGCAGAUGUUUUCAGUGGUGGGGCGGAGAGUUCAGAUGCUGAACGUUUACGGAUGAGCAUGUUCAGCUUCAGUGGCCCUGAUGAAGCAGGUGGUGGUAGAAGAGAUUUUCGAGGCAGGGGCCGGGGCAGGGGAAGGGGCCGAGGACGAGGAAGGGGCAGAGGAAGAUUUUAGUCCAGCGAUACAGUUGGAGGUUUAGGUUUAUAGGUUUGUUGUGUGUUCAGUGUAGUGCACUGGUUGUAGGGGUAAAAGUGGUACGAUGAUGACCUUCUCAAAUCAUGUGCCCAUUUUCACUAGCCUAAGCCUAAUGGAUAAGGCUGAUGCUAGUAGUUAGAUUAAGGAACAAUUUGUAGACUUCCUGUUUUUUUGUUCUAUUCUUAGAUGCAGGUGUACAUCGUACAUGGUUUGCACAAACGAAUUGAAGUCUGAAAUUUUCAUGACUUCUAUCUUCUGUUUACUUGUGCUGUUCAUCCAUUUGAAACAUGUUGAUGUAUACUGUAUACAAUA
Messenger RNA from Sorghum bicolor (sorghum), 1799 nucleotides. Its product is annotated as tudor domain-containing protein 3. Gene Ontology annotation, cellular component: nucleus. The coding region runs from base 174 to 1466 and encodes 430 amino acids. The transcript has 6 exons. Lineage: Eukaryota; Viridiplantae; Streptophyta; Magnoliopsida; Poales; Poaceae. The record is from RefSeq and is a predicted model, not a curated record.